AUGGCCAUGCGGGACACGGCAGCGCAGCGCCUCAAGCCCCAGGGCCAGGCGCGCAUCCACGUCCAGCACGGCGGGCAGUCCGGCCGCAAGGUGGUGGAGCUCCGCAACGUUACCCACGGCUACGGCGCCGAGCCGCUGAUCCGGAACCUUUGGCUCCGCAUCAUGCGCGGCGACCGCAUCGGGCUCAUCGGCAACAACGGCGUCGGCAAGAGCACGCUGCUACGCAUCCUCGUGGGCGAGAUCACGCCCAACUCCGGGACCGUGGAGCCGGGCGCGAAUCUCGAGAUCGGCUAUUUCGAUCAACUGCGGCGGGAGCUCGACCCCGACAAGACCGUGGCCGAGACCGUGGCGGACGGCCGCGACCAUGUAAUGGUGAACGGUAAACCGCGCCACGUCAUCGGCUACCUCAGCGGCUUCCUCUUCAGUCCCAAGCGGGCCAUGAGCCCGCCGGCGAACCUGCUGAUCCUGGACGAGCCCACCAACGACCUCGACAUCGAGACCCUGGAGGUGCUGGAAGAGCAGCUUGUGGCCUACCGGGGCACGCUGCUGGUGGUCAGCCACGACCGCAUCUUUCUCGACAACUGCGUCACCAGCACCCUGGUGUUCGAGGAUUUGGGCCGGAUUCAGCCCUACGCCGGCGGCUACAGCGACUGGGCCAGACGCGGCAAGGCCCUGAACGUCACCGACGACCCCAAUCGCAAAGGCGUCCGGGAACCGGCCCGGGACCGGCGCGAGACGAAGUCACGCCCCAACAAGCUGAGUUACAAGCUGCAAGUGGAGCUGGACGGGCUGCCGGACCGCAUCGAGGCCAUGGAGCAGGCCGUGUCCGCGCUGGAGGAGAAGACCCACCAGCCGGACUUCUACGCGCAGCCCUUCGCCAACGUCCAGCCGGUCCUGGACGAGAUCAAGGCCGCGAAGGAGACUCUCGACCAGGCCCUGGAGCGCUGGACCGAGCUGGAGACCCUGAAGGAGGAGGCGGAGCGGACCCUUCCUCGUAGGUCGGAUUAG
Messenger RNA from Geodia barretti, 1008 nucleotides. The record is from the annotation of a GenBank genome assembly. Lineage: Eukaryota; Metazoa; Porifera; Demospongiae; Tetractinellida; Geodiidae.